Molecule: messenger RNA, 3283 nt
Organism: Rhododendron vialii
Lineage: Eukaryota; Viridiplantae; Streptophyta; Magnoliopsida; Ericales; Ericaceae
Product: cuscuta receptor 1-like
Exons: 6
Coding region: 32-3202 (1056 amino acids)
Molecular function (GO): protein binding
Source: RefSeq, a predicted model, not a curated record
CAUCCGAAGAAGAAAUAGGUGCAUCUUUUUUAUGAUAGAGAUGAGAAUGAUGUGGUUUUGGGUACUGUUUGUUUUAGUAACUGAGUGCUACGGGUGCUUGGAGCAAGAAAGGAUUGCUCUUUUGCAACUAAAAGCUUCCAUCAACAACCCAUAUGGCGAUAGCCUUCCAACGUGGGAGGAGGCUUUUGUUGGCGGCAAAGUGACCCCUGACUGUUGUGAAUGGGAAAGAGUCGAAUGCAAUCCCAAAACAGGGCGAGUGAUCCAACUUUCACUCAAUUCACAACGGGCAAUGGACUUGCAUUGGUAUCUGAAUGCCUCCAUGUUUCUUCCAUUCGAAGAACUUGAAAGUCUCAACUUAUCAUGGAAUUUUUUAGUGGGCUGCCUUGAGAAAGAAGGUUUUGAGAAGCUGGCAAUGCUUAGCAGCCUGGAGAAUCUGGAUUUGAGUGAUAACAAUUUCAACAACAGCAUCCUAUCAACUUUGGGUGGGCUGACAUCUCUGAAGUCUCUGUAUCUAGGCUAUAACGGGUUGAUGGGAACUUUCCAUGUUGAUGAUCUCAAACAUUUGAAAAACUUGGAGAAGUUGGAUAUCGGCAAUAAUGAGCUUGAUAGUUUCGUCACUCAUUCAGGUUUUCAAAGAGUAUCUGUGUUGGGAAAGAUCAAGGUGCUUGAUUUGGAAUUCAAUUUGUUCAAUAGCAGCAUUUUACCAUCCCUUGGUGUGCUUUCAUCACUCAAGACUAUAAACCUAAGGAACAACAAUAUGAGUGGAUCACUGCACCGGGGAGGGUUGGAAGGAUUGAAAAACUUAGAGUACUUGUAUUUGGAUUAUUCAUCCAUUGACAGCAGCUUCCUUUAUAACGUUGGAGUGAUGUCUUCCCUGAGGGUUUUGUCACUUAGAAGUGCCAUGCAUAAUGCAAGCCUACCUGACCGAGGUUGGUGUGAACUACCUUACCUCCAGGGAUUGGACCUUAGUGAGAAUGAUUUAAAGGGCAGCCUUCCCUCAUGUGUAGGAAACUUGACGUCAAUCCGGUUGUUGGACCUCUCUUAUAAUCAGUUGCAUGGAAAUCUCACCUCGUCUCCCCUUAUCAAUCUUGCAGAACUGGAGUACCUUUUCAUUUCACAUAACCAUCUCGAGAUCCCAAUUUCACUUGUUUCAUUUUAUAACCAGUCAAAGCUUAAGGUACUUAUAGGUGACAACAACAGACUCAGCGACCAAAUCGAGUUUCAAAGAUCAAUUCCUAGGUUCCAACUUCAGGUUUUCAGUUUGUCAAGUUGUAGUUCAAACAAGCUUGGUAUGCAGGUUCCACAGUUUCUUUAUUACCAGUACGACCUGAGAAUGGUUGAUCUUUCACACCACAGUCUGGCGGGAACGUUCCCGGUUUGGUUGUUAGAAAACAAUACAAGAUUGGAAGUUUAUAGGCUAAGAAACAGCUCUCUCAUUGGGCAUUUCCUCUUACCAUCUCGUCCCAAUCCCCAUCUCCGCUCAAUAGAUCUUUCUGACAAUCAUUUUGAGGGCCAACUUCCAAGGAACAUAAGUUUCAUCUCUCCCAAUUUGUUGGAUCUAAACAUGUCUACAAAUCGAUUUGAGGGCGCCAUUCCUACUUCUUUUGGUGGUCUGGACUCUCUGAAGUAUUUGGACUUGUCUAACAAUAAUUUGUCUGGACAGAUACCAGAGCAAUUCCCAAUGGGUUGCUCCUCCUUAAAGUUGCUCCAGAUAUCAAACAACAAUUUGUCUGGCCAGAUAUCGCCUUCAAUUUCCAAUUUAACGGAGCUGUCAUGGUUAUUUCUGGACAACAAUCUCUUUGUGGGCGAACUUCCAGAUAGCUUGUGUACUCUCUCUAAUUUGGAAUUAAUGGACAUCAGCAACAACCAAUUCUCAGGAAGGCUUCCAAGAUUGGCGGGUAACAUGUCAGGUUUGAGGCAUGUGGUUAUGUUCUCAAAUCAUUUUGAAGGGCCCAUUCCAGUGGAAUUCUGCAAACUGGAUAUUCUUGAGUUUUUAGACCUUUCAGAAAACAACAUUUCCGGUGCUAUACCAUCUUGCUUCAACCCAUCAACAAUAAAACACGUCCACCUGAAUCGAAACGGUUUGAGAGGAUCAUUGAGCCGUGCUUUUUACAACAGCUCUUCUUUGGUGUCAUUAGAUCUCAGCAAUAACUUCCUAAGUGGCAAAAUUCCUCAUUGGAUUGGAAGCCUUUCUGUAUUGAGCAUUCUUUUGUUGAAGUCUAAUGAUUUUGAAGGAGAAAUUCCAGUCCAGAUAUGCCAGUUGAAAAAGUUAAGCAUGUUGGAUCUUUCUCAAAAUACCUUUUCGGGUCGCAUACCUACUUGUUUGCAUGACAUAUCUUCUGACAGCUCCUAUUGGAAAUCUUAUUUAAUACCUGCUUGUCAGCAUGACAUAUCUUCUGACAGCUCCUAUUGGAAAUCUUAUUCAACACCUACAUUUAAAUCUACUGUUGACUAUUCGCCAUGGAACUCUGUGAAGGGGUCAAAUUUUUUGGGACCGCAUGAAUACCAAAUUAAUCUUGUGUAUGUUCAGCAACAAACGGUGUUCACGACAAAGCACGGAUCUCAUUCAUACAAAGGAAAUAUUCUUGAUUACAUGUCAGGAGUUGAUCUCUCUUGGAACCUCUUGACUGGGGAAAUCCCACCUGGAAUCGGAAACUUGAGCGAGAUCCGUGCACUAAACUUGUCCCAUAAUAAUAUUAGUGGAUCAAUCCCAGCUACGUUCUCGGGCCUAAAGCAAAUAGAAAGUUUGGAUCUCUCGUACAACAGCUUGCGCGGAGGAAUCCCUCCUCAACUGAUUGAACUUGGAUCUUUGGCAGUCUUCAGUGUGGCACACAACGACUUAUCGGGUACGACACCAGACCAAAAAGCUCAAUUUGCAACUUUUGAGGCAAGUAGCUAUGAGGGAAAUCCCCUUCUUUGCGGGCCUCCCUUGCCGAAAAGUUGCACCCAAAACGUGCCAACGCCAACAAGGCAAAAAGACUUGGACAGACAAGGAGAAGAUGGUGGUUUCCUAGAUACAGAGGCUUUCUAUGUGAGCUUUUCAGUAUCUUAUAUCAUCAUUUUGCUAUCUUUUGCCGCCAUUCUGUUCAUAAAUCCUUAUUGGCGGCAGGGUUGGUUUUACCUCAUUGAAGUUUGUCUGUUUUCUUGCUAUUAUUUUGUUAUAGACAAUUUUACCCUACUUUUCAAAGGUAGACGCGUAUAAUCUUCUUCUGUUAUAGACAUAGUAUUGUAUUCUUAUCUAAUGGAAUAAAACAACAUAGUUGUGCGGUCUUCUUUCUUGACA